This is a messenger RNA of Syngnathoides biaculeatus (alligator pipefish), 939 nucleotides long. It is a transcript of the gene dhfr, whose product is annotated as dihydrofolate reductase. Gene Ontology annotation, biological process: glycine biosynthetic process; folic acid metabolic process; dihydrofolate metabolic process. Lineage: Eukaryota; Metazoa; Chordata; Actinopteri; Syngnathiformes; Syngnathidae. The record is from RefSeq and is a predicted model, not a curated record. The transcript has 6 exons. Gene Ontology annotation, molecular function: NADP binding; dihydrofolate reductase activity. Gene Ontology annotation, cellular component: mitochondrion. The coding region runs from base 77 to 649 and encodes 190 amino acids.
CAAGCACUGCUUUCUUAGAAGAAGACGAGACACGUUGUGUAGAAACUUGCAAAAGUGGAGCUGUCUGUUAACGACAAUGUCGCGAAUACUAAACGGUAUCGUUGCAAUGUGUCCUGACCUAGGAAUAGGUAGAGACGGACAUCUGCCCUGGCACCCCAUAAGACUCAAUGAUGAAUUCAAAUAUUUCCGGAAUUUGACAGCAACGUCAUCUAUAUCUGGUAAACAGAAUGUGGUGGUCAUGGGCAGGAAGACAUGGUUUUCCAUCCCAGAAAAAAACAGGCCUUUACCCAAUAGGAUAAACAUCGUCCUGAGUCGACGAAUGAGUGCUCCCCCUGCUGGCGCCCACCAUCUGGCUCCUGAUUUUUUCUCAGCCCUCAAGCUUAUUGACACAGAGCUGUCAGACCAAGCUGAUCAAGUCUGGGUUAUAGGAGGGAGCUCACUCUACAAGGAGUUGAUGCAGAGCCAAGGGACCAGAAGGUUAUUUAUCACGCAAGUUCUGAGACAGUUUCCAUGCGACACGUUUUUCCCUGAAUUUCAUCAAGAUGAGUAUCAUCUGCUGCCUGGGUUCCCAGGAGUACCACAGGGGGUGCAAGAGGAAAAUGGUAUCCAGUACCGAUUUGAAGUUUAUGAGAGUAUUGUACAUUGUUAAUCAGAGUAAAUCACUGAAAAUACUGUAUUGCAUUGUAUCAUUGAGAGCACUGAAUUUGUGUAUUUUUUUUUUUUUACAUUUUAAAGGAAAUUUUAUUUUCAGGCUUAUAUGAGAUGCAGAGCCAAAAGCCCCUUGCUUUUCUUUUAAAGUGUAUCGAAUGUCUAUUUUCUAACACAAAUUAUCUUAUCUAGACAAAAAUGUAUAUUCAACUGUACUAUAAAAUUCAUAACCUUUUCAAUGUUUUUCCCAAAAAAUAUAAGUGUUUAGGAAUUAAAGUCUGUAAACGUUGA